Molecule: messenger RNA, 4766 nt
Organism: Indicator indicator
Lineage: Eukaryota; Metazoa; Chordata; Aves; Piciformes; Indicatoridae
Gene: EPAS1
Product: endothelial PAS domain protein 1
Exons: 16
Coding region: 37-2646 (869 amino acids)
Biological process (GO): cellular response to hypoxia; regulation of transcription by RNA polymerase II
Cellular component (GO): cytoplasm; nucleus; transcription regulator complex
Molecular function (GO): RNA polymerase II transcription regulatory region sequence-specific DNA binding; protein dimerization activity; DNA-binding transcription factor activity, RNA polymerase II-specific
Source: RefSeq, a predicted model, not a curated record
GCCCGAGAGGCGGCGCAGAAGCCGGCAGCCGCCGCGAUGACAGCUGACAAGGAGAAGAAAAGGAGCAGUUCUGAGCGGAGGAAGGAGAAAUCAAGAGAUGCAGCAAGAUGCAGAAGAAGCAAAGAGACUGAAGUUUUCUAUGAACUGGCACAUGAGCUGCCCCUGCCCCACAACAUCAGUUCCCACCUGGACAAGGCAUCCAUAAUGCGCUUGGCAAUCAGUUUCCUACGAACUCACAAGCUUCUGUCCUCAGUAUGUGCUGACAACGAAAAUGAACUAGAGGCAGACCAGCAGAUGGACAACUUGUACCUGAAAGCUUUGGAGGGAUUUAUUGCUGUGGUGACACAGGAUGGAGACAUGAUCUUUUUGUCAGAGAAUGUCAACAAAUAUAUGGGUCUAACCCAGGUGGAAUUAACUGGACACAGCAUUUUUGACUUCACUCAUCCAUGUGACCAUGAAGAAAUUCGAGAGAAUCUAAGUCUGAAAAAUGGUCCAGGCUUUGGAAAGAAAAACAAAGAGAUGUCAACUGAGCGUGACUUCUUCAUGAGGAUGAAAUGCACUGUUACUAACAGAGGCAGAACUGUUAACCUCAAGUCUGCCACCUGGAAGGUUUUGCAUUGCACUGGACAAGUUAAAGUGUAUAACACUUGCCCUCCACACUCUCUCUGUGGUUAUAAAGAGCCUCUUCUCACCUGCCUAAUAAUCAUGUGUGAGCCUAUUCAGCAUCCUUCUAACAUCGACAUCCCCCUGGACAGCAAGACCUUUCUGAGUCGCCAUAGCAUGGACAUGAAAUUUACCUACUGUGAUGACAGAAUAACAGAGUUGAUUGGCUACCAUCCAGAGGAGCUGCUGGGCCGUUCAGCAUAUGAGUUCUACCAUGCCUUGGACUCAGAGAGUAUGACCAAGAGUCACCAGAACUUGUGUACAAAAGGUCAAGUAGUGACAGGCCAGUACCGUAUGCUUGCCAAGCAUGGAGGAUAUGUAUGGCUGGAGACUCAAGGGACAGUGAUUUACAAUACUCGCAACUUACAGCCUCAGUGUAUCGUCUGUGUCAACUAUGUGCUGAGUGAAAUUGAGAAGAAUGAUAUUGUAUUCUCCAUGGACCAAACGGAAUCGCUCUUCAAGCCUCACCUUCUGACAGUAAGCACCACCUAUGAGAGUGGCAUCCCUGGGACAGAGAAGAGUGACUUCCUGUUUACUAAGUUAAAGGAGGAACCGGAGGAACUUGCUCAGCUGGCACCAACACCUGGCGAUGCCAUUAUUUCCCUGGAUUUCGAACUCCAUCCAGGGACACAGAAGUUUGAGGAAGCUCCUGCCUUCACCAGUGCUGUUUCAACACGAAACAAAGCAUGGCCAGCAGAAGUGAAAAGCCACACUGCUGAAGCUGAAACACUUGUGAUACCAUCCUUUACAAUGCCUCAGAUUACACCUGGCAGCAGUACUCCAAGUGCAAGCAGCAACAGUAGCUGUUCCACGCCAAGCAGCCCAGGGGAUUAUUACAGUUCUGUUGAUGAAGAUCUUAAGAUUGAGGUGACUGAAAAACUUUUUGCCAUGGACACAGAAUCAAAAAGUCAGUGCACCUCCCAGAUUGACUUCAAUGAACUGGACCUUGAAACCUUGGCUCCUUACAUUCCUAUGGAUGGAGAAGAUUUCCAGCUCAGCCCAAUCUGCCAAGAAGAAUGUCCUCUCUCUGAAAGUGCACAAAAUACCCAGCAGAGUCUAAGUAGCAUGAGUACCAUCUUCCAACCCCUUGCUUCUGCUUCACAGAACCAGUUCCUCCCAGAGAAAUAUCGCCCACAACUAUCAAACAAAAACAUUAACUCUGGGCAUGGGUCCCUAUCAUCAGUGUUCUUCAACAAUGUCAGUAGGUCAUCACUGCCACCAUACCACAAUCAAGCCAGCACUCCGCUGUCUUCGAUGGGAGGAAGACCAAAUACCCAGUGGCCACCUGACCCCCCAUUAGAAUAUGUUCCUGCUAAGUGGAGACUCAUGGAUAAAUAUUCAGGAUCCCUAUCAAGUUCCUCAGGGCCACCAACACAUUCUCCAAGCAUGCCCAUGUAUAAAAAAAUGCCCCUGGAUGCUUUUGGGCAACAAGGCAUAGAUGUAAACCCAGCAAGAAUUGCUCUGUCUAACAGCUUGAAGCUUAAGCGACAACUGGAUUAUGAAGAACAAGCAUUGCAACAGCUGAGUGGGGGAGAUCCAUCUGUCAUUAACCCAUCUCACCUAAUGUGGAAGAGAAUGAAAUUUCUCAAAGGGGAAAACUGUUCCUUGGUUACAGAGAAGAAGUCUCUCAGCACAAGUGUUCUUACAGAUGAGUUUGUCUGUAAUUCAAGAGUUCUGAGCCAACCAAUGAAUCAGCUGGAGCACCAGCAACAACCACCACCCACCCGUGGCAAUCCUGGUGAGAAUUUGAAAGCAGGAGCGGCGUUUCCCCCUCCAUUUUACAGUUCCCAUUAUCAGGACUAUACUGUCCAGCCAGCUCAUAAAGCGUCAGGUAUGACCAGUCGUCUGCUGGGGCCCUCCUUUGAACCCUACUUGUUGCCCGAAUUGACAAGAUACGACUGCGAGGUGAACAUCCCUGUUCUGGGCAGCUCUACGCUUCUGCAGGGCAGUGAACUGCUCAGAGCGCUGGACCAGGCAACCUGAGCAACCCUGCAAUAUUCCGUUGCCUAUACAGUUCAAAACAGCUUCAGUUUUUAAAUAUAUUUUUGCAAGUAAACAAUUUCUAAUACCAAUACACUUUUACAGGAUUUUACUUAGAUAUUGAACCUCUCCAUGUUACCAAAUAGUGGCCUUUUGAAGUUACUCACUUUAUUAUUCAUAUUAAAGAAAUACAUCUACUGUAUUUUCUCUAUUGCAAUCAAAGUGUUGUUUAGAGAGUUUGAUUACCCUCCCCUUACCUCGUUACCUGUAAUUUAUACACUGACAUUUUCUUCAAAUUUCAUGCUAAUAAAAAGCUGUGGUAUAAAUGCCUCAUCAUGUGAUACUUUGGCUGCAGUACAGCAAAGGUUUAUUUUUAUUGCCAAAGAUGAAUGAAACAAAUUUGAUCUCCAACCACAGUUUUCUGUUGAUCUGCCAAAUUAAAAUCCUUUGAGUCUUUCUGUUUUCCAACAUUUAUGAUAUUUAACUUCAAUAACUUCUAGAAAAGCUUACUCAAGAAAAAUCCCAACCUUCCACCUCCACCCCUUCCCUUCAUUUUUAUACACUUUGUUGAAAGAAAUGUGAACGUUGAACUACAAUGUUGUGGGUAUCUGUGAAAGUUGCACAUUGUAAGCUUUUUUCCCCCCAGAAGCAAGCCACAUUCUCAGCUGCCUAAUCUGUCUUAGCUCUACAACUAAGGGAGUCCUACAGAUUUACACCAGUGGAGGAUAUAGACCUAUGUUUUCAUUUGUGUUGGUGUUUCUUUUGUUCUUUGUUGGGUUGGGUUUGUUUUGUUUUGUUUUAAUUUCUCUCUGGGUCAGUUGUUAAUCAUCUCUUGGUACUCUUCCUGUUUCUACGACACAACAAUUUAAAGAGCUGUUUCUGCUAGAACUAGUAGUAUUUGUUAAUGGUGUUGCUGAUAUUUCAGGACUGACCAGCAGCCAGUACUAACACCUCUGAUUAAUGUUAGUCUUUUUCGCUUUAUAUACUACCUAGCAAUGUCAUUGCAAUAUUGAAUCUUUAAAACUAGAAGUUAAAGUAAUAUUUCUCAGCAUAUUGGGCUAACUCAGUUACAAGUAGACAAAAAAGAACUGAGGAUUGUGUGGUAAGAUGAAUAGCUGGCAGACAGAACUCUAUCAUUUUUACUUGCCUUACAUUAAUCAGUAGCUGAAACGUCAUUAAAAGGCAGGCAGAAAUUUUCAGAGCUCAUUUUGAUCCAUUAGUUGUCAUGCACAUAUUUUAAAAAAAAAUAAGAUUUUGAAUGCUUUCAAAGGUAAAUGGAUUUUAAAGUUUAAAAUACAACAUAUUUAAAUAGUUAAAUAUUAAUAAAAUGUAAGUGAGCAGUUCUGACAUUAAACCACAUACAGACUUAGAUAUAUGGUGGGAUACAUCAUCUUAGUUCCUCCACUGGUAUAAAUCAUAUCUUCAUAGAAGAAGAAGUGGCAACAAACAAAAGGUAAAAAUCUGGCCCAGAAACUUAAAACAAAGAUUUUUUUUUUGAGACUCCUGAUUCUACUGAAGCCUAGUUUUUAAAAUUGCUUUAUAUCAUGCACUGACACUUGCAGAGAGGGAGCCUUGGGUUCAGAGAGCACUUCAGAGUUUGCUGUGUUAAGUCAGUCUUAACCACACAUACUUAGAAAAGCUGAAGAUCUUUUGUUAUUGGUACAUAACAAAAAAUUACAGUCCCUAUUGUAGGCAAUCUUUCAAGAGUUUAUUGCAAAAAAUAAUCUAUUCCUAAAGUGAAGUUAUUACUGUGUGGAAAAAAAUACAUUAUAAGCUCAAGAUCUGAUUAAAAUUUGGCAAGCCAGGUCUGACAAAUUUGCGGUGGCAAGGACUUACAGGCUUCAAGGAUUAAAGACACUUGAAUACUGCUCUUUUAUUUCUUAUUUGUUUAGUUUCAGCAUUAAAAAUGUUAUGCCCUAACAGUUUACUAAAACACUCUGAAAAAAAUAUUCCAUGUCUUAAUAUUAAUCAUACUUUUUAUCAUAAUUAUUUCAUAAUCUAUAUUGCUGAAUUCUUAUUGACAAUAUUAUAAGUGUAUGGGAACUUUAACUUGAUAAGGAAAUGUAUUUUGACACUGAUACCUUAUUAAAGUAUACUGAUCCUAAAUCCUUUGUGACUCAUUU